CUAAACUCUCGUAAACAUUUGCAGUCUCAUCGAAUCGUGCUGCUGCCUGAGAGUUACUAUUCAACACCUGUCAGCGGCUCUCGCCACCACCAACACCCACCACCGAUCUCUUUCAAACGCGUGCUAGUCACCAUUCGAUCCACCUCUACAAAUUUAUGCCCCAACACGAUUGUGCGCGGAAGAACUGAUAACCAAGGCAACCCGUCCUUCUCUGACAGGUGAAUCAUCAUCGUCUCAUUUAUGAAGAGUUAUAGACAUUCAAAACACCACAUGGUGUGAUAUGUAGCGACGUCCAUCGCCACUGAAUAUUUCGUUCUAAACGUCACUCCUGAACGGGCUCUGCUCAUCUACGCCCGCUCCGCGACUUUAUAGCCAUACCAUCGGACUGCGAAGCGAUCCCCCCCCCAUUACAGAAACCAUGUCUUCCCUAGAACAUACGAGAGGGAACUUGUUGAAUCAUGAGCCAGCUGCCGAAAUUGUGACUGAAGACCAAGGGCAUUGCAUUGUCUAUCCUAGCAGAGACAUCAAGCUCAAGGAUAUGUUCCCAGGUCUCUGGUACAAUCAACCCCCAGACUACGAUCCGCCGUUCAUCGCCAAGCUUGUAGAUCCAAGAUCUCCUCUUCAUGAUGACUUCAUAUCGCUAAUCAGCCACGAAGAUGUCGAACCUCGGUUCACGAUACUAGAAGUCAUUGCGCUGGCGCUCCUCGCUCGACGCGAUCGGACUUCUUCUGCCCGCGAUAUUGCUCGCUGGGUCUUUGAAAAUAUCCCUUUCUGGCGGAAGAAUUGUCUCAGAGACGUUUGUGGUUACCAUACUCAUCAAUAUGAUCGAUUUUGUGUCAAGGAAGGUUCUCACGGAGUGAGGCUGACCUGGAACGGGUUUUUCGAGUUCUUCUGUGAAAGAAGCCUGCAAGAUUUGCCAUUGUGUGGAAUCAUACCGCUAGAGCUCCGCUGUAAGCAUAAUAGUGAACCAUCGGAUUUACUUGCGGCACAAAUACCUGCAGGGCCUUACUCAUUAGCACAGGAUGGUUAUUACCUCGAAUUUGGUCAGGAGAACAAGAUGUUUGCGUUCAAGCGUUUUGAGGGGUAUCCAACAACAUCACGGCUUGAUAAAGAUCUUCCGGAAGAAGUGCUGCUCAUGAUCCUUCGCAGCUUACUACGUUUCCCGCGAGAUCACCGUCCAGAAAACAUGGACGUUUCCCGUCUCGGUACAUCCGCCGCUAGGAGUUUACCAAUUUGGCUCAGAAUGCAGAGACCUGACAGAAUUACGUCCAUCUUGAGAACAAGUAAGAAGAUGUAUGGGCUGGGAACUAUGGUACUCUACGAGGAAAACGUCUUCCGCAUCCGCGGUCAGGCAGAGGCGCGACUGUUCACCGAAACGAUAGGAUCGCACGCGAAACGCAUACAAUCCGUAAGAAUCGACUGGGAUGGAAGAGUCAUGGCUGAGUUUGUGCCUCUCUUGAUUGCGCUGGGGCAAAGCAGCAUUUUGUCAAGCCUGACAAUGACAUUCCCGCGCCGUUUCGACAUGGACGCUGUGUUGAGCGUACUCGAAGAUUUCCAAGGGCUGAAGGAGGUGUACCUUCCGGGUGAUGAAAAAUCACAAAACCACGUAGACGCUAUCAUCACCCCAUGGGUCUCACUGGAACAAGAUCUGAAGUCUACGAGGAAGACAAGAGAGACAACUGUAGGAGAGCAAGGACAUUUGUACGAGCGGGAACAAAUGUUGAGAGAGAGAAUCGCGGGAUUGAAAGGGAAGGCUUGGGGUCACAACGGACCGAGACUCGGCUCUCAGGAGCGGUAUAAGUUGGAAAUGAGGUUCGAGGAAAAGGCAAUGUUUUUUUGA
Messenger RNA from Periconia digitata, 1840 nucleotides. The record is from the annotation of a GenBank genome assembly. NCBI's taxonomy places the organism in Eukaryota, Fungi, Ascomycota, Dothideomycetes, Pleosporales, Periconiaceae.